AUGCCCGACUGGUUCGUUACUCUGCACCCUGGGGGAACCGUCCCCUCCGUCUCGUACGAAGGCGUCCUCUUCAACAAGAGCUUCGCCAUCCUCGAGCUCAUCUCCGAGCUCUACCCCGACUCCAGCAUCCAGCCAAAGUCCCUCCUCGAGCGCACCCGCGUCCGAGAGUUCUCGGAGCACUUCGAAAAGUACGUCUCCAAGCCCUGGCGCCUCGUCUUCCGCCGUGGCGAGCCGCCCUCCGUUCUCCUCGACACCUUCGUCGGCCUCCAGGCUCAGCUCCCGCCCAUCCCCGUCGGCACCAAGCAGGGCGAGCCUGUGUUCGUCACCGCCGAGUGGUCGAUGGCGGAGAUGGUGACGGGCCCGUUCUUGGUUCGUGCGUGGCUGUUCUUCGCGCACGACAUCGGCAAGUACGAGGCCGGGGCGGGGCCCGCGGCGUUCAAGGAGCUCAAUGAAGGCCCCAAGUUCGCGCGCCUGAGGCGCUACGUGGAGGACAUCAAGGCGCACCCUGUGUGGAAGGCGACCUGGGACGAAGAAGACCAGCUGAAGGUGUGGGGCAGCUGGGAGGGCGUUCUUCGCAGUAGCCACUAG
Molecule: messenger RNA, 588 nt
Organism: Epithele typhae
Lineage: Eukaryota; Fungi; Basidiomycota; Agaricomycetes; Polyporales; Epitheliaceae
Exons: 3
Coding region: 1-588 (195 amino acids)
Cellular component (GO): cytoplasm
Source: RefSeq, a predicted model, not a curated record